Molecule: messenger RNA, 2728 nt
Organism: Anolis sagrei ordinatus
Lineage: Eukaryota; Metazoa; Chordata; Lepidosauria; Squamata; Anolidae
Gene: APEH
Product: acylaminoacyl-peptide hydrolase
Biological process (GO): proteolysis
Molecular function (GO): serine-type endopeptidase activity
Source: RefSeq, a predicted model, not a curated record
AGCAGGCAGGAAAGCGUUGGCCUUCCGCCACUCCUUCCCUCAGCUCCCCGCCCAGGCCUUUUUCUGGAAGCGGAGCCUCCUCCCUUCCUCUCUCUCUCUCUCUCUCUCUCUCUCUCUCUCUCUCUCUCAUGGCUGGCAAAAGCGAGGAAGCGGAGGGAGAACCGGGGCCAGGCGGGGAGAGCCACUUGCUGCGCCCCUCGCAAGGCUUCCAAGGCGGCCCUUUUCCUCCCCAGGCGCCCUUGGCCGCCGUGUACCAGGCGCUGGGCUGCUUCCCUUCCGUGUCGUCUGCCUGGCUGGGGGCAGGCUUCGUGGGCGGCGGUGGCGAGAUCCAGUACCUCCCCCUGUUCACGGAAUGGUGCCAACCUGAUCUUGAGCGCUGUCAGCUGCUGCAGUUCAGGCGCCAGUAUAUCCUUCAUUAUGAUGGCAAAGCGGUUGUCUCAGUCACUCCUUUCGGUUUGCCAGCUGAGAUCCAAAAUCAGCUGAUGAUCAAAAUGUCACCCACUGGAAGGCAUAAGGCUAUUCUGACUCACCACUUUGAGAAGGGACAGAAACAAGAAGUGCUGGAGGUCUGGAGCAACAGUGGGAAAGUGCAACACAUCAAUCUCACGGCAGUGGAUAAACAUGGCAAAGUAUACACAGAUGGUCAUUUUGGAUGUCUUGCUUGGUCUAGCACAGAAAAAAAGAUCUUGUAUGUAGCAGAGAGAAGGCGACAAAAAAAGCACCCUCUUUUUCCUCAAGAGGGAUCCUCCAAAAAAACAGCGAAGCCAAGUGAAGCAGGAGAGCAGGAGCAGUUUGGGUACUAUGACAAUUGGGGAGAAGCACUAAGUGACAAGAGCAUCCCAGUCAUGUGUGUGCUGAACACUGAAACCAGUGAAGUUUCAAUACUGGAUGGCAUCCCAGAGUAUAUCUCCCCAGGGCAGGCCCUUUGGUCCCCAGACAACAAGGGUAUAGUGUUUGUAGGCUGGUGGCAUGAGCCCUUCAGAUUGGGGUUGAGUGCCUGCUCCAAUAGAAGGUCAGCCUUGUUUCUCUUGGAUCUUACUGAAAAGAGCUGUGAACUGCUUUCCUUGGAUGAUCAGGCUGUCUCCUCUCCCCGCCUCAGCCCAGACGGAACCCGCCUGAUAUACUUGGAGGGACCAGUAUUUGGGCCUCAUCGUCAUUGCCUGAAACUAAAGAUGCUCAACUGGCAAACAAAGCACACAUCUAUAGUAGUGGAUGUUGUCAGGACUGCAACGGAUGGUGUUUAUGGAAUUUACCCUGGGGCACUUCCUCUGCUUUGUUGGGCUACUGACAACAGAGUCCUGCUUAGCACACCUCAGAGGAGCAGGAAGGAGCUGCUAGUUGUGGAUACCAAUAUGGGAAGUGUAAAGUCUAUUACAGCAGGAGAGCCAGAAGGUAGCUGGACUCUUCUGGGAAUUCAUCAGGAUCUCAUUCUGGCAAGUUGUUCAUCUCCCAAUUGUCCUCCGAGCCUGAAGGUGGGUAUGCUUCCUAUUACUGGGAAUGAACCUGGACUACACUGGAUAACUGUGGAGAAAGCUUCUGUAUUGCCCAAUAUGGAAUGGCAGAUCCUGACAGUGCACCCUCCAGUGUCUCAGGAAGGCAGUCCUUACACUGAUCAGACAUUUGAAGCUGUGUUGCUGAGACCUGAAGUAAGCAAAGAAGGAGUAAAGACAUUUCCGCUUAUUGUUUCCCCACAUGGUGGCCCACAUGCUGUUUUUGAUGCUUGUUGGGAUCCAACCAUGGCAUGCCUCUGCCAGCUGGGCUUUGCUGUGCUCAUGGUGAAUUACAGAGGCUCCCUGGGUUUUGGCCAGGCUAGCAUCGACUCACUGAUCUCCCACGUUGGUGUACAAGAUGUGGAAGACACUCAGCUGGCAGUGGAAUUAGCCCUGCAGAUGGGAACUCUGGAUCCAAAGAGAAUUGCCCUGUUAGGAGGCUCUCAUGGUGGGUUCAUCUGUUGUCAUUUGAUUGGCCGAUAUCCAGACAUGUACAAAGCCUGUGCAGUGAGAAGCCCUGUCAUCAACAUGGCUACUCUACUGGGGACCUCUGACAUCCCUGACUGCUGUCAAAGGUUUGGAUUGUUUGGCAGAGAUCAGAAAUUCAAAUGCUACACCAAUGGGCUACAUAAUUUCCGCAGGCGGUAUUCAGCUCUGGGUCUGCCUUACUUCUCUGAGCGGAUUCCCACAGAAGUGGAUCUGGCUACCAUGCUGCUCAGUUCCCCCAUAAUUCAUGCUGCAAAGGUACAAGCACCUGUUUUGCUCUGUGUGGGUGCCAAGGACCAUCGAGUAUCUCCAUAUCAAGCUCUGGAAUAUUAUCGUGUGCUGAGAGCCAGAGGUGUUCCUGUGCGCCUCCUGUGGUAUCCUGAAGAAAAUCAUGCCAUAAGUAGUGUGGAGGCCAAAGCAGAUGUUUUUAUUCAUUGUGCACAGUGGAUUAUGCAUCACCUCUCAGUGGAAGCAGAUACUGGAAGUCAGCAGCUAUCCUUAAAAGCUGAAGCCUAACAGUGUUGAAAAGCAAAGAGCAUAUGAAAAUAUAUAUGCCACAAAUGGUAUGUAGGCUUCAAUACAGACUUCACACUGCUUCUCUACCUUCCGGCAAGCAAGCAAAUUGUUGGUUUUUGAGGACUUCCCAAUUUCUAGUACUACUGUGACACCAGGUGCAACAAACAGUACAAGUCUACUCGGAAAUAAAACUGCCUUAUAACACUUUGUAUUGCAAGUAAAAUUUUUGCCACAGA